AUGUCCCAAGCCACUAAACGCAAACAUGUUUUCAAGGAGGUGCUCGGAGACUAUGUCACUCCGACUGACAAUCAACAGAUCGUAAGGGUUGUUGGUAGCCCUGGUAACAACCUCCACGAGGCUGCUACAUCAGAGGGCGAAAGGUAUCUGGUGAGCAUGCCCACUAAGUUCCGCAAGAACAUCUGGAUCAAGCGAGGCGACUUUGUGAUCGUGGAUCCGAUUGAGGAGGGAGAUAAGGUGAAAGGAGAGAUCAGUGCCAUCCUCUACAGGGAUCACAUCCAUUAUCUACAGAAGCUGGGAAUGUGGCCUGAAGGCUUCCGGGAAAACCGAUUGUCAGAGGAGAGAAAGGACGGAGAGCAGCAAAAAGGCGAGGACAAGGGAGAGGAGGAAGAGGAGUGUGGCGACAACAGUGAGUCUGAGGAGGACGACAGUGACCUCUUUGUCAACACCAAUCGCAACAACUAUCACUACACUGAGAGUGAAGAGGAUGAAGACGACGACGAGGAUGGUGAUGAAGACGAAGAGGAGGAGGAGGAGGGUGCUGAAAAGAGUGUGUAA
Molecule: messenger RNA, 558 nt
Organism: Engraulis encrasicolus (European anchovy)
Lineage: Eukaryota; Metazoa; Chordata; Actinopteri; Clupeiformes; Engraulidae
Gene: eif1ad
Product: eukaryotic translation initiation factor 1A domain containing
Exons: 4
Coding region: 1-558 (185 amino acids)
Biological process (GO): translational initiation
Cellular component (GO): nucleus
Molecular function (GO): translation initiation factor activity; RNA binding
Source: RefSeq, a predicted model, not a curated record